AUUUAAUUGGAGCCAAGUACUACUCCUGGCACACGCCUAUUAAUUAUCUUCCUUUAAACUCUCCCAAUACUCACUCACUCACGGAUGAUCUCAACUUCACGUGAUUACUUAUAUAAGCGUUGACUACAUACAGACACGACAAACUAAACAAAGAGACAGUUUGGAAGGAGAAGAUCGAUGACGGAAACUGGUGAUCUCACUUCGGUUCCAACCAGCGUGAUCAAGCCGAUCCCAUUUCUUGUUAUCUUCAAAGAUUUAACGCAUGUAUUCAGUAUGGAUGCGAUUGGGCGAGAGAUACUAAGCAUGGCGUUUCCGGCGGCUUUGGCUUUAGCUUCUGAUCCAAUAGCCUCUCUGAUUGACACCGCUUUUAUCGGGCGUUUAGGAGCGGUUGAGCUAGCAGCGGUUGGAGUAUCCAUUGCGAUAUUCAAUCAAGCUUCUAGAAUUACGAUAUUCCCGAUUGUGAGCGUCACAACUUCCUUUGUCGCUGAGGAAGACACGAUGGAGAAGAUGAUGAAAGAAGAAGAAGCAAAGAAAGCUAAACUGCAGGUUCAUGCAGAUACUUUAGCUGUUCAAGAUUCCUUGGAAAAAGGCAUUGCGUCACCCACAAGUAACAACACCAACCAGCCGCAGCAAACGCCAGCUCCGGUUACAAAGUCAAGCAGCGGAUCAAACAAAGCGAAUAAAAAAGAAAAGAAGACUAUCAAAUCGGCAUCAACGGCCAUGAUCAUAGGGUUAAUCCUGGGCCUUGUGCAAGCUAUUGUCUUGAUUUUCAGUUCUAAGGUGCUUUUAGGCGUCAUGGGAGUGAAACCGGAUUCGGCAGUAUUAUCACCAGCGCACAAGUUCUUGACCAUACGAUCAUUGGGAGCUCCUGCAUUGCUUCUAUCGCUUUCAAUGCAAGGCAUCUUUCGUGGCUUCAAGGACACCAAAACUCCUCUCUAUGCUACACUCGUGGCAGAUAUUAUCAAUAUCAUUCUCGACCCCAUUUUCAUCUUUGUGCUUCGUCUUGGCGUUAGCGGUGCUGCCAUUGCCCAUGUCAUUUCUCAGUACUUCAUGACACUAAUAUUGUUCAUCCGCCUCGCGAAGAAAGUUAACUUGAUGCCACCAAACUUCGGAGAGUUGCAGUUCGGAAAGUUCCUUAGAAAUGGGUCAUUAUUGCUGGCGAGGACCAUAGCUGUGACGUUUUGUCAGACGUUAGCAGCAGCAAUGGCGGCUCGGCUCGGAGCAACACCAAUGGCUGCUUUUCAGAUCUGCUUACAAGUCUGGUUAACUACUUCUCUCCUCGCCGAUGGUCUUGCCGUUGCUGGUCAGGCGAUUCUGGCUUGUUCUUUUGCCGAGAAGGACUUCAACAAAGUGACUGCUGCUGCAUCCCGUGUUCUACAGAUGGGUUUUGUGUUAGGCCUUGGACUGUCCGUUUUUGUUGGUCUGGGCCUAUACUUUGGUGCCGGAGUAUUCUCCAAGGACCCUACCGUUAUUCACCUCAUCGCCAUUGGGAUACCGUUUGUAGCAGCAACACAGCCAAUAAACUCACUCGCUUUUGUAUUGGACGGAGUCAAUUUUGGGGCAUCUGAUUUUGCUUACACUGCAUACUCCAUGGUAGGAGUUGCGGCCGUAAGCAUUGCAGCAAUAAUAUACAUGGCAAAAUUCAAUGGUUUUCUAGGAAUAUGGAUAGCUCUUACGAUCUAUAUGGGCCUCCGAGCUAUUACUGGAAUUGCCAGGAUAGCAACCGGAACUGGACCAUGGAGAUACUUGCGUGGACGAUCGCCUUUAUCUUCCUAGGACUUAGUUAUUUUAUUAAUAACGAGAUAUAUGCAUCUUUUUCGUUUUUAGUUUCUAUUUCUCGUGUUUUCACAUUUUGUUCGAAAGACCGUUAUCUUGUUAUCUUAACAAUUUCGGAUAAAAUAAUUGGACCAAACGUUUAUCUUUUAGUGCAUCCUGGCUAGACAUUUUCUUUGUGGGGAUGUUUUGUUAGGCUAGGUGGUUCAAAUUGGUCCCGACUUCUCUUUGGUGUUUGAUGUUUAUGAAAGAAACAAAAAAAAACAGCUGUGCCC
This is a messenger RNA of Eutrema salsugineum, 2048 nucleotides long. RefSeq names its product protein DETOXIFICATION 43. Gene Ontology annotation, molecular function: citrate transmembrane transporter activity; xenobiotic transmembrane transporter activity; antiporter activity. NCBI's taxonomy places the organism in Eukaryota, Viridiplantae, Streptophyta, Magnoliopsida, Brassicales, Brassicaceae. Gene Ontology annotation, biological process: transmembrane transport. Gene Ontology annotation, cellular component: membrane. Bases 178 to 1776 code for a protein of 532 amino acids. The transcript is spliced from 13 exons. The record is from RefSeq and is a predicted model, not a curated record.